Glycine soja is the source of this 1686-nucleotide messenger RNA. Its product is annotated as probable fucosyltransferase 8. Gene Ontology annotation, cellular component: Golgi apparatus; membrane. Lineage: Eukaryota; Viridiplantae; Streptophyta; Magnoliopsida; Fabales; Fabaceae. Gene Ontology annotation, molecular function: galactoside 2-alpha-L-fucosyltransferase activity. The coding region runs from base 1 to 1686 and encodes 561 amino acids. The transcript is spliced from 2 exons. Gene Ontology annotation, biological process: cell wall biogenesis; xyloglucan biosynthetic process. The record is from RefSeq and is a predicted model, not a curated record.
AUGGAUAGAGCAGAGUGGAGUUUCAAGAGCUUCAGAACAUUUCUGAUUCUGACUUUCAUAACCUUCCCUAUUUUAGUCACAUUUACUGUCAGACACCAAAACUCAAUUUUUGAUCUCAUCCAAGGAUUUAAUGCCAAGAAUGCUACUACUGAUGCCUUAAAACAAGGGGGUCCAAAGAAUAAUUCAGUUGAAGAUGGGAAGAAGAAUGCUCUAUCCCUAUCUACUACUACCAAUAUUGCUAAUGACAAACUCCUUGAUGGACUUCUAGUUUCCUCAUUUGAUGAAGCAUCAUGCUCAAGUAGAUAUCAAUCUUACUUGUAUCGCAGAGCUUCCCUUCAUAAACCUUCUAAACAUCUGAUAUCCAAACUACGAAACUAUGAACAUGUUCAUCGGAGUUGUGGACCUUCUACCAAAUCCUACAACAAAAUCAUGAGAAAGGGUGCAAAUUUUAGCAUAAAUGAAACUAGUAGAGAAUGCAAAUAUCUUGUCUGGACAAGUGCUAAUGGCUUAGGGAACAGGAUGAUAACCUUGGUUGCAGCAUUCCUUUAUGCUAUCCUCACAGACCGUGUUCUACUUGUCAGAUAUGGGGCUGAUAUGAUUGGUCUUUUUUGCGAGCCAUUUCCUGAUUCCUCAUGGUUAUUGCCUAAGAACUCUCCUUGUUGGGAAGACCUGAAACAUUUAGAAACGCAUGAAAGCUUGUUAAUGAAAAACAAGGUAAACAAUUCACAGGAUGAGCUUUUGCCACCAUUUCUUGCUCUUAAUCUAACGCACAUCCAUGUUGGUCAUACUAAUCUUUUUCAUUGCGAUCGAAGCCAAGAUCUUCUCCAGAAAAUUCCCGUACUGAUUUUAUGGUCGAAUCAAUAUUUUGUCCCUUCUCUUUUCAUGAUUUCCUUAUUUAGACAAGACCUAAGCAAAAUGUUCCCUGAUAAAGACACUGUUUUUCACCACCUGGGACGUUACCUUUUUCACCCAUCAAAUGAGGCAUGGAAACUAAUUCAAAAAUCCUAUGAGGCACACCUAGCCAAGGAAAAUGAGAGGAUUGGCCUCCAGAUUAGAGUAUUUAAUAUUCAUCAUCCACCGCAUCAAACCAUAUUCAAUGAAAUUAUAGCCUGCACCCUUCAGAAUAAGUUGUUGCCUGAACUCGACAUGCUAAACUCAUCAGCAACUUCUCCUUUGAAGAAGCAGACAUCAAAAGCUGUUCUAGUAGUAUCUUUAUACUCAGAAUAUGGUGAGAAGUUGAGGACUAUGUAUCAGGCAAAUACAACUGUGACCGGGGAUCUAAUAAGAGUUUAUCAGCCAAGUCAUGAAGAGCAUCAAAACUCAAAUGACGACAUGCACAACAUUAAGGCAUGGACUGAAAUAUAUUUGUUAAGUUUAUGUAAUGCAUUGGUUACAAGCCCCAGGUCUACUUUUGGGUAUGUUGCUCAUAGUCUUGGAGGUUUGAAGCCAUGGAUUUUGCAGGGAGUAUAUGGCAAAGCCAUCCCAGAUCCUUUGCAGGGAGUAUAUGGCAAAGCCAUCCCAGAUCCACCUUGUCAACGAGCCAAGUACAUGGAGCCUUGUUUUCAAUAUCCUCCUGAGUAUGACUGUAGGGCGAAUAAAACAAUUGAUUUUCCUUCCAUUUUUAAUCAUAUCAAGCAUUGCGAUGAUGUAUCUAGUGGAUUGAGGCUGGUUAAUGAUUAUCACUAA